Mollisia scopiformis is the source of this 4852-nucleotide messenger RNA. RefSeq lists its product as uncharacterized. The record is from RefSeq and is a predicted model, not a curated record. Lineage: Eukaryota; Fungi; Ascomycota; Leotiomycetes; Helotiales; Mollisiaceae. Gene Ontology annotation, molecular function: ATP binding; protein kinase activity. Gene Ontology annotation, biological process: protein phosphorylation. The transcript has 4 exons. The coding region runs from base 87 to 4598 and encodes 1503 amino acids.
CUCCCUUUCGAAACGAUACCUGCUUCGUCCCAUUUCACCACCAAAAGUAUUUUUAUGUGCCAGCCUUCCGGUCCUUUAUCAGCACCAUGAAUGACCAUAGCCUUGUUUCAUCGAAAAGAAGUGAGCGUGCCUUGGAAACUCGACAAACGAGCCAAUCAGGUCAAAAUUUACAGGCAUCCACCAACCUGCAAGCAACAUAUUCGAGCAAUCACAUCGGCGGUACAACGCUGCACGCCCUGCCGCUUCCUGCAAAUGACCAGCCUACGAAUUCCUUCCACGAUGCCGGCAUCAUCGAACGCCCAAGUCAUGGCAUCGGUGGCCGAGGGCUGAACACUGACACUCUCUUCAAUCAGUCAGCACUGGGAGACCCACCUCCUGAUCCGUCACCACCGAUUGCGGACGAUAUUGCGUCUGGUCGACUGCCUUCCUUCUGCAUUGCCGGUCCUGGCUAUCAAUGCUGGUGUGAACGUUGUGCCCCUCUUGCAACAACUGUUCCGAUAGCUCCCUCUCCCUCUCCCUACAUCUUCGAAACGAGCACGAGCAAUCCCUCAUAUUCCCCAUACCAGAGACCUGAUUUGCAGAGUUAUCCCUCUCGAACAAUAGGCUCCUCGGCUGAAUUAGAUUCAGAAAUUCCGGGCUUGACCUAUAGCAAUACUAUCAAUAACGGAUCAGAUUUGGCACGAUCCUCGUAUGGAAGUCUGCCAGCCUCUAGCAGUGGCUCAGGGUUCUCUUUCGAUCCAAGUUUGAGUCGGACUACACCAAACUUCUCUUCUGGCAAGCUUUCGAGUGGAUUUCCUUCAUACGAUCCGAGUUUAGACGAUAUGAGGGGCCCUAGGCCUCACGUUCCCCCCAGAGUCACCACGCCGUAUGAUGCCAGGCAGCCAAGUUACAAGGAGCGAGCCCAGCGUCGUGACCCAGCUUCACGUCCGAGCAUCAAUGCCUCGAAUAUUGAGCCAACCGCCUCCUUGGAUUGUGCUGUAUUCCUAGAAGCACAGGACAUCCUCCGGGCGAAACUCAGGCAUGGAAAACCUCUCUCGGAGACGCAAAAGGAAAGCCUCGCAAAUGUCUUGGACAUAUCUAGUGAACAGUUAGAAUUCUGUCUCACGACCAAACGAGUUAUAGAGCCGCUACUUAACAACAUAGGGUCCAAGGCGCACGGUUGUGGUCUUCCGUCAGAUUAUGUGGUUGGUUGGUUCGAGCAGCUGCAGUCUUCGAUUGCAGAAAAAGCCCCUUUGCGUGAUUCUGCUUAUCAGUCGCUCAAUACCUCUCUUCAAGUAUCUGAACGGCCCAAGAAACGACGGAGAAUCACCAGAAAUCCCAGCUCACAGCGGACUUAUCAAUGCACACAUAUCUCAAGCAAUAGAACAUUUUGCCUUCAGGAAAGCAAUAAUUUCACAGAUUGGAAACGGCACGAAGAGAGACACUGUCCUCAAAGACGCUGGGAGUGCUUGCUCGAAGGAUCCUACCCUGACAUCCAAUGCCAUAUCUGCGGCCACUACGUUGAUGCAGAUAUCCAGCAGGCUCAAGAGACUCAUGCGAGAUGCUUUGGCCGGGACCCUCGGAAAGGUCAUGAUUUCCCACGUAAAGACAAGCUGGUUCCACAUAUCCGGGAUGAUCACGGAUUUGAACCAAGGCUUGAGGCAUGGCACUAUCCCAUUCCAUCAAUGUGGAAAGAACAAUGCGGAUUUUGUGGUGAGAGAUUUUCGGACUGGGACACACGUUGUGACCAUGUGGGGAAGCACUUUACGGAAGGGAAGCGGAUGAUUCCAGAUUGGAGAGAUCCAUGGCCUGUGGAGGAAACAUCUGAUGCGCCGGACGAGGAUAAUGACAAUGACAAUGAUAAUGAUAAGGGCGGACCUGGUGAUCAUCGCCAUGAUGGCCCUGGUGACAAAGACGCAGAUGGUGAGGACGAUCCCGAUCAUAAUUAUGGUCCUGAGCCAAGAAGAGGAAAGAGUGGCAACAAAGGACAACACAGCCAACACAGCCAGAGCCAUGGGUUCGACCAUACAGACGAUCGCCAGAAUCACCAUUCAAGCCGUACUUAUAGCUCUGGCAAUGGUAACCGUCAAGACGAUUGCCGGGGUAGGCAAACUCGAAGGCUAGGUCAUGCACCUUCAGGCAUGCAUCAAAACUUGUCCCUCCGUCAGUCACCAAAAAUCCGAGGCCCUGAGGGCAAUGAUGAUAUCUUCAAAUCGGUAGGAAAACUUGGCUAUGGGACAUUUGGGUUCGUUGACGAGGUCGAGCACGCUACCACCAAAAUACACUUCGCUCGCAAAACCAUAAGAAUUACCCAUCAACAAGGCUUCGUACCCCAGCGCGAGCUAGCCGCUCUUCGUAACUUGAAGCAUGUGCAUAUCGUCAAUCUGACAGCUUCAUAUGUAUUUGAAGACCAGUUCUCAAUAAUCAUGUCUCCUGUAGCAGACUGUAAUUUGUCGGAUUAUAUGCUUCGCGAAGCGUCUUCAAGGCUAGAAUUGCUCUCCAAUUUGGCCAGGUGGAUUGGUUGUCUGGCGUCUGCUCUCUCGUAUCUUCACGAGAAGUCUUAUCAACACCUCGACAUCAAGCCAAGCAAUAUUUUGGUUGCCAACGGCCAGGUUGUUUUGAGUGACUUUGGUGGAGCUGUCUUCUGGAAUGGAUCCCUUGCAAGCAAUGUCUUGGACAAAGAUUGUGCAGUCACGCCCAUGUAUUGUGCACCGGAAAUAGCAGACCGGCGAGGAGCAUCGUUCAUCGCUGGAGCUAGCGAUGUCUACUCUCUAGGUUGCGUGUUCCUCGAGAUGGCAACAGUCCUUCACCGAGAAAGCUUGGUAGAUUUUGAACAGCUGCGAGCAUUCGGUAGCAAAGACGCAGCAUACCACCGAAAUCCACGAAAGUCUCUGUCCUGGAUCGACCAUUUGUGGGACAUAGAUGGCAGUCUUGGACUUCCACUUUCAGAAGAACUUUUUAUCAUUCAGAACAUGCUCAGCGAAGAUUGGAUCCAGAGGCCGACCGCGCGUGAUAUCGAGGACUCUCUUCACUUGUGGCAUCUGCAGUCCAAGUACGAGUCUGGAAAGAGUAAUUACCUCAUCGUUAGCCAAACGGACGACACUGGGAAAGCGGCAACGCUAUUCGACCCCCUUGCGAUCGUUAGGCAGUGGCUUCAUAAAUGCAGAACCUCUCAUACCAAUUGUCUAAACACCGAGGAGGCCUUCUCUCCAUUCCGAAUUUUGAAUGUAGGAAUUGAAGGCGACACUAUCCGAUUGGAAUCGAGCGACCCAUCUAGUCCUUACGUAGCCCUAUCCUACUGCUGGGGCAAAACCCAACCCCUCAAAACGACUUUGCAAACGUUGGACAGGAUGUCCGAGAGUAUUCCGGUUGCGUCACUCUCAAAUACGUUUUUCAAUGCUGUUAAAAUUACACGAGCGUUGGGCUUUCAUUACCUGUGGAUCGAUGCGCUAUGCAUUGUCCAGGACUCCAAGGAAGACUGGACUACGCAAGUUGGUCAGAUGAGCAAGAUAUAUUCUCGCAGCACUCUCACUAUCUGCAUUGCAAAUGACGCACAAACAUCGGUGCCCACAAAACACAAGAUGAUAGGCACAAAGCCGACUGCUGGCCGGCUACAAUCUCCGUGCUCCACGUGUGAUAACGGCUACAAGGCUUUUCGACCAUUAGUUGACAACACUGUGACGACGAUGCUGCUUGAUUCGAAAUGGUCCAAACGAGGCUGGACAUUACAAGAGCGAAUACUAUCUCCACGAAUCCUGUACUAUUCGUCUACCAGUUUGGCCUGGGAGUGUGAUGGAGAGCGCUCCACGCUAGAUAGAGUUGGUCAAAUCCGAGAUAAUCUGAAAAAGUUGGGUUUCGGCCAAAAUCCUCUGGCUAACAAGCAAGAAGCCAAUCCUUCGUUCUCUUUGAUGCGCAAUUUCAGGAAAACCUGGAGGGACAUCGUCCGAGAGUUCUCAAAGCGACAACUAUCAUACGCCGAAGAUAAACUCCCCGCUUUGUCUGGUAUUGCGUCUGCAAUGGCAGCUGUCAGUCGUCAGACUUACGUCGCAGGUCUUUGGAUGGGCAAUCUCAUCAAUGAUCUGCUAUGGUGCCGAGAUUUCGCGACAAUUCCUAUCCUGCGUCCGAAGUACAGAGCUCCAAGCUGGUCCUGGGCAGCAAUCGACAGUCCUGUCUUCUGGUCAAAGUCUUUGGACUGCCCAGUAGAGAAAUAUACUCGAGUCUUGGACUGCCAAACCGAGAUUCUGUCGCCCUUAGCCCCUUUUGCUGAGGUCUCUGAUGGCUAUCUUGAGAUUGAAGGGCUCUCACGAAAGGUCGUUGUCAAUUGCGCACGGCCUGAAGAAGUUCUGGACUGGAAAACCUUGGAGAGGCUAGCUUUUGCUCAAUGGGAUACUUUGGAUGUUCACAAAAUGACCAGUCCAGAUCCCAGACUCAAGGGCAUCUACGUUGAAGAGCUCUUGUGCCUGCAGGUCUUGAGCGAGGUUGGGCUUCUGCUACGGAAGGUCAUGAAAGAGAAUGCGGCUGUGUUUCAAAGAGUUGGGGUUUAUUGGAAUCAGACCGAUGAGUCCUCGAGGCUAACGUUCAAUGAGAGUUGGAAAGUCCGCUCACUCACUAUCAUCUAAUAGGGUGGUUUACGUUUUUCAUUUUCUAAAUUAAUAUAUACACAUUCAACUUCAAUGAUUUUGUAACGCAUUCAGAACGUAUGGUAUGUAAUCUUGUGGUUCAAAUUCCCGUAGCGGCGACAGAGAUCGAAGCGGAGUGGAAUCUUUAUGGUCGUCUUGAUACAUUUGCGCUUCUGAAAGCUUUUGUUUCGCCUGGCACCUCUUACAAUUGCGUACAUAAGCCAAUUGAUCUUGAGUCGAUUAUGGGUCUGAAU